Aspergillus ruber CBS 135680 is the source of this 993-nucleotide messenger RNA. Its product is annotated as putative ribonuclease P complex subunit Pop2. The transcript has 2 exons. Gene Ontology annotation, biological process: tRNA processing. Lineage: Eukaryota; Fungi; Ascomycota; Eurotiomycetes; Eurotiales; Aspergillaceae. Gene Ontology annotation, cellular component: nucleolar ribonuclease P complex. Bases 1 to 927 code for a protein of 308 amino acids. Gene Ontology annotation, molecular function: RNA binding. The record is from RefSeq and is a predicted model, not a curated record.
AUGUUCUACGAUCUCAACGUUCCCUAUAGCUCGGAUGAUCCCGAGAUCUCCCACACCUUGAAUUUCCUUGCGGAGAUCGGUUACACAACCGUUGCGCUCACUCAGACGAUCAGUGGAAAACUCCCUCCAAACCUAGCACCUCCAGCCGCGCCCGCAAAUGCUCCGAAAUCCCUAAACUUACUCACUCGUCUGAAUCUCAUCCUCUCCGAUCCCUCACAAAACCAGCGCCUUACCAGCCUGACACAAGCAUAUGAUUUGGUCGCGCUACGUCCCACGAACGAGAAGUCACUGCUGAACGCUUGUACUAACUUGGAAUGUGACCUGAUCUCCCUUGACUUCUCCGAGCGAAUUCCAUUCCAUUUCAAAUUCAAGAUGCUCUCUGCUGCCAUUGAACGUGGUAUUCGGUUUGAGAUUUGCUACGGAUCCGGCAUCACGGGAAGCGGACUUGACGCGCGACGGAACCUCAUCGGGAAUGCUAUGUCGCUUAUUCGGGCCACGCGCGGGAGGGGUAUUAUCAUAUCAAGUGAGGCUAGAAGGGCAUUGGGGGUGCGCGCGCCUUGGGAUGUGAUCAAUCUGGCAUGCGUCUGGGGUCUGUCACAGGAACGUGGCAAGGAGGCAAUCUGCGAAGAAACAAGGAAGGUGACUGCUCUGGCGAAGCUUAAGCGGACCAGCUGGCGUGGGGCUAUCGAUGUCGUCUACGGGGGGGAGAAACCAAAGGUCGAAGACGCACAACCAAAGAAGAAGGGAGCGCCUAAAAAGGCUAUACCUCAAACAGAAGCAAAUGCGGACAAUCUGAAGAGGAAAGCGGAGCCAACACCUGAAGAGGCCGAGAAGUCGCUGUCGAAACGGGAGCAGAAGCGUAGAGCAAAGAAAGUACGAUUAGACGGUGCAGGAGGUAGUGCUGCGGACGACAAAACUGGCAGCUAGUUGAUUGACGGGCCAUAAAGUUACGUCGUUAAGUCAUACAGAAGCCACAAAAUGCGAAUCGCGCGU